AUGGCGGAAAUAGUGUACCCGCAAGGCUGCCGACCUAUCACCGAUGACCUUGGACCUGAUGAGCUGGUUCGAAGACUAAAGGCCCUGGCUCACACCUUGCAGGGUCUGGGUCAGGAUGAGGGUAUGUACCAGCAGUUCAUUCCGCUGGCGAUUCACCUCGCCGAUGAGUUCUUCCUCACGCAUCCUUCGCGUGACGUGCAGCUGCUCAUCGCGUGUUGCAUCGCCGACGUGUUACGGGUCUACGCUCCUGAAGCGCCUUAUAAAGAUCAGGAACAGGUCAAAACAAUAUUUUUGUUCUUAAUAAACCAACUUCAGGGUCUACGCGACCCAAAAGACCCGGCGUUCAAGCGCUACUUCUAUUUGCUGGAGAAUCUGGCCUAUGUAAAGUCCUUUAACAUGUGCUUUGAGCUAGAGGACUGCCAGGAGAUAUUCUGCGCCCUCUUCUCUCUAAUGUUCAAGAUUGUCAAUACGGAACACUCUACAAAGGUGAAAUCCUUCAUGCUGGACGUAUUGUGCCCGCUUAUCACAGAAUCGGACGUGGUUUCCAACGAACUGCUAAAUGUGAUCCUUAUUAAUCUGGUGGAGCCUAACAAGCGAGAACACAAACAUGCAUACGCACUCGCUAAAGAGUUGAUCGUCAAAACCAGCGAGACCCUUGAGCCCUGUAUACAGGCGUUUUUUAACCACGUUCUCAUUCUCGGCAAAGAAGAGAAGAGCCUUCUAAUAUUUUCAAAAGUGUAUGAGCUAAUAUAUGAACUAUAUCAGUGCUGCCCCGCCAUAUUGCUGUCUGUGUUACCGCAGCUAGAGUGCAAGCUCAAAUCAGCACAGUUUCAAGAGAGGCUGAGUGCGGUCGCGUUACUAGCUCGAAUGUUCUCCGAACCGGGUUCAGAACUCGCCAAGCAAUAUCCUGCCUUGUGGCGGGCGUUUUUGGGGCGUUUCAAUGACAUUUCCGUACCUAUACGGAUCAAGUGCGUUCAAUAUUGCAUGCACUUCCUCGUUCACCAUCCGGAUUUGAGGAAGGAUAUAACGGAAACGCUGAAGAUGAGACAGCACGACGCACACGAGCAAGUGCGUUACGAAGUCGUUAUGGCGAUAAUAGCGACAGCGCAAAGAGACUUCCAAGCCGUCGCGGAAUCAGAAGAUCUAUUACAUUUUGUCCGGGAAAGGACCUUGGAUAAGAAAUUCAAAAUUCGCAAAGAAGCGAUGUCGGGCCUAGCGAUGAUAUACAAAAAGUUUUUGACUGAGAACAGUGUACCACCGGCCACAGAGAAAGCAGUGCAAUGGAUAAAAGACAAAAUCCUUCAUGGAUACUACAUGACAGCCUUGGAAGAUAGGUUACUAGUUGAGAGGCUUCUCAAUACAUCUCUAGUUCCUUACACACUACCCGCACCAAUUCGCAUGAAGAAAUUGUAUUAUCUAAUGUCUAAUGUAGAUGAUAACGCAACAAAAGCGUUUAUAGAAUUACAAAAGCAUCAAUUAGCUGUACGACGUACGGUCGCAGAGUGGGUAGAGUUGCACAGGAAGCCCCCAACGCCAGCCGUGCAAAAGGAAUUGAUCGCUAAGGUCUUGCACAUAAGUUCCAAAUUCUUGCCGGAGUCAGUAAAAGCGCAAGAGUUCCUCAAUAAAUUCUCACAGCACAUGAAGAAAGCGCCAGAGCUGCUUCAGGGUAUGGAGACUAUUUUAAAUCCAAAUGUCAGCUGUGAAGUUUGUGUCAGAACAACAUCGAGCGUCCUUAAAAAGCUCGGUCAACCAGUAAUGACAAACCUGUAUUACAACACUGUGAAGAUGCUUCUAGAACGAGUCAGCUCAGUGAUGAUAGACCAUGAAUCUCUGCUUAUACUAGUCGGAUAUGUGGAGGGGGCGGUUAAAGGCACGGACACCUCUAUAGCAGAGGAGUGUGGCAUAGACUUGAAGAAAGCAGCGGAACGUGGCCUGAAGUUGCUUGUUAUGCUGUCGUUUGUGUUCCCCGCGCAUUUCCUGCACGAAGACAUUCUGAACCGACUGACUUCACUCUUAGAAAUGGACGAUGAGACCGUAGCCCCACAUAUACUGGCUGCUCUCACUUUCCUCGGCAAAUAUCGACCCUUAAGUGAGGCGUGUCCGGCGUUAUUCCCGAAAUUGAUCUCAUUGUGCAAAGCAUAUGCCGAAGUUGGCACACCGAAACAGGCAAAGAAUGCAGUGAGGUGCCUGUUCGUGAACGUGCCGGAGCAGCGGUCGCAGAUCUUCUCGGAGAUCGUGGAGACGCUGCGCAGCACGCUGAGCCCACACUCGGAGCAUUACCGCACCGCCAUCGUGACGCUGGGCCACGUGGCACACAACCUGCCCGACACCUUCCCCGUGCACAUCAAGAACAUCGUCUCCAGGAAGAUAGUCAAAGAACUACUAGUCCGUGAAGGCGGUGGGGGUCCAAAUGCACCCCAAAAUGACUGGUGCGACGAAGAGGAUCUACCGGAAGAGACUCGCUGCAAACUAGAAGGGCUCAAAUGUAUGGCGCGAUGGUUGCUAGGUUUGAAGAAAGAUGAAUUGUCCGCACAGAAGACGUUCAGAAUGCUUAAUGCUUUCAUUGUUCACAAAGGAGAUUUGUUACAGCAAAACCAAUUAUCAAAAGCAGAGAUGGCACAUUUACGGCUCGCGGCCGGCGCUGCUAUGUUGAAAAUCUGCGAACAAAAAGGUGUCGGUGAUCAAUUCACAGCAGAACAGUUCUACAAUUUAUCGCAUCUCAUGAUCGACGAAGUACCACAAGUGCGAGAGAUAUUUGCGGCAAAGCUUCAUAAAGGACUUUCAAAGGGAAUUCCGAACAAGUGCCUGCCCUUGGAUUUCAUGGGCAUGUACGCACUGGCGGGCCGCGAGCCAGACCGGCGAAUACGCGGCCUCGUGCGCCAGUACAUGCUGGCCGACGUCGUGCGGCGCCGCGAGUACGUGCGCAACAUCACCGUCGGCACUAAGGUUGAGAGAGCGGUUAGUCAGUUGCCUCACAUCCUACCAGACUAUAUGCUCGUAUUUGCUGUGCCGGUGCUCACACACGACCCGGCCUUCACCACGUAUGACAAUGUGGCUCAGCUCAAGGUAAUAAAACAAUGCUUGUGGUUCAUAUUGGAACCUCUAAUAACACGUAAUGAUUUCUACUGCUAUGGAUUCUACAAGAGUCUCGUCGACCGAAUGAAGAAUCACAAGGACGCGGUUAAUGAAAAUGACGAUGCAGUCAACUAUAAAAUGUGGGCGGUGUGCGACCUGGCGAUGUCGGUGAUCUGGUCGCGCUCCAGCAGCUUCGAGAUGCGCGAAUUCCCGUCGGACGCGCGCAUCCCCACCAUGUACUUCGCGCCGCAGCCCGACUACUUCGUCAACACCAGGGUCUUCCUGCCGCCCGAGCUACAGUUCCAGCCCAAGAGGCAGAAUCAAGUUGAACCCGGUAUGCGAGGCAAGAAGCGCCCGCGUGCGAUACCCGAGAAAGAGAGAGAAAAUACCAAUGAUGCCGAGCCCUCAGAAGCGUCAGAAACACAGAUCCAGCUGCCGGGCCUGGAACAGCCGCCGGAAACGGACGUGGACGAGCCGCAAGCGAAGCGGGCGAUAAGUGACUGA
This is a messenger RNA of Parnassius mnemosyne (clouded apollo), 3579 nucleotides long. NCBI's taxonomy places the organism in Eukaryota, Metazoa, Arthropoda, Insecta, Lepidoptera, Papilionidae. The record is from the annotation of a GenBank genome assembly.